AUGAAAACUACGUCCCCAAAGGAUUCAAUUGUCUCUACCCUUCCACCAGAUCUGAUUGAGGCAAUCGGCGACAAGCUGGAAAUCGAGGAUGUCAAACAACUUCGCUUAACUUGUAAUACGAUGGCAGACCUUCUACAGCCGCAUAUCUUCAGGUCGGUUACACUUUGUAUCCACGGCGACAAUUAUCAGCAGGGGGUUGAGAAACUCGAAGCUUUGGCGAGGUCAACUCACCCCGCAUGUUAUGCCGCCCGGGCACUGACCAUCAGAACUCUAUCGCCUGGAUAUGCGCCUCGAUCCUUUGGUCCAAUCGCACUUCUAAAGGCAAACAAUUCCAUUGAUCUAUUUGAGAAAGAUCCCUUCGAGGUUUCCACUGCCAAAGACAGGAUAAUAAACCACUUACUUGAUGCAAUUACCUCGCUUCAAGGAGUUCGUGCAGUACAGUGA
Molecule: messenger RNA, 444 nt
Organism: Psilocybe cubensis
Lineage: Eukaryota; Fungi; Basidiomycota; Agaricomycetes; Agaricales; Agrocybaceae
Exons: 2
Coding region: 1-444 (147 amino acids)
Source: RefSeq, a predicted model, not a curated record